GACUGGAGGAAUUGGGUUGCACUGGGGCAAACGGGGGGCACUGGCAGCUCUGGGGGAACUGUGGGGAUUGGGGGCUGAGGAGGACUGGGAGUCACUGGGAGUUACUGGAGAGUCACUGGGGGUUACAGGUUGCUGUGGUUUGGGGUGUCUGUGUGUCUCCAGGAAUGUCCCCCAGGUGUCUUUCAUGUCCCCACAGCUGUCCUUGUGUCGCCAUGGGUCCCCCUGUGCCCCCCUCGUGUGUGUCCCUGUGUCCCUCAGGUGUCCCCAGAGAUGUUCCUGUGUCCCCUACCGGUGUGCAUGUAUCCCUGGAGAUGUCCCCAGCGGUGUCCCCCGUGUGUCUGGGUGUCCCCUAUGGGUGUCUCUCUUACCCCUCUGUGUCACCGUGGGUGUCCCCCAAGACGUCCCUGUCCCCCUGCGUCCCCCCAUGGGUGUUCCCUGUGUUUCAUGUGUGUCCCUUGUGUGUCCCACGGUGUCUCCACAUCCUCCCGGUGCCUUCUUUGCCUUGGACGUCCCCACAGCUGUCCCUAUGUCCCUUAUCGGUGCCUGUGUCUCCCCAUGGAUGUCCCCAUGGAUGUUCCUGAACAGCCCUGGUUGUUCCCAUAAAUGUCCCGCGUGCCCCCCCACGUGUGCCUGUGUCCCCCCCGUGGUUGUCCCCACGGUUGUCGCUGUGUCUCUCCACGAUGUCCGCGUUCACCUGUGGCUGCCUCUGCGUAUCCCGAUGUCCCCGUUUUCCCCCAGGACGAUGCCGAUGACCCUGGAACUGCGGCUUCUUCUGCUGGCGCUGGCGCUGCGGGGGGAGGCAGUGUCCCCCUCAGUGUCCCCCUCAGUGUCCCCCUCAGUGUCCCCUGCCGCGUCUUCCCCCGAGUCCCCCUCCGAGACGUGUGGGGCAGCCCUGGCGGAUGUGCUGAGGAGGCUGCGGGAGCUCGAGGGACACGUGCGGGCACUGAGGGGACACUGUGGGGACACGGGGGGACCCCAGGCCGGGACAGGUCGGUCGGUGCAGCUCUGUGCGCCCCCUGCCGGCGGCGGCUGCGCCUGCCCCGCCCCCUCGGCCGAGGCCCCGCCCCCGGCCCCGCCCCCCGCGUGCCCGCGCGGCUGCAGUGACCAGGGCCGGUGCGAGAGGGGGCGCUGCCGCUGCUUCCCGGGCUUCAGCGGCCCCGACUGCGCCACCCCCGCCUGCAGCCCGGGCUGGGGCGGGGCCCGCUGCGACAUCGAGGUGCCCUGGGUAACACCACGCUUGGCCUCCCGCACCCCAACAUCCCUGCGCAUCACCUGGCCCCAGCCCCUGGUUCCUCCUGAUGGCUACCGGGUGACACUUGUCCCUCUGGAUGACCCUGUGGCCAUGACAACGCAUGAACUGCCCAGCUCUGCUGUCGCCUUCUCAGUGACAGGGCUGUCCCCAGGCCACCCCUUCGAGCUGCUGGUCCAAGCCCGGCGGGGGCCGCAUCUAGGGGCACCCGGGGUCCUGCGUCUGCGCACAGCACUCAUCCCAUCUGUGCCACACUAUGAGGGGUCCCCGGCAUCGCCUCAGGGCUCCCUGGGGUCCCCAGCAGUGGCACCAUCAGCCCGAGGACCCCCAGAGUCCCCAGGAUCCCCAGGGUCACUGGGGCCCCCAGGGUCACCAGUGUCACCAAUAUCACCAGACUUGUCCUUGGGAUCACCCGGGUUUUUGGGAUCACCAGCAUCCCCCAAGGUUCCAGCAUCCCCAGUAGCUCGAGGGUCCCUGGGAUCCCCAGCACCCCCGAGAUCAUCAAUGUCACCAGAGUCCCCAGAGUCACCAGCACCAUCAGAAUUCCCAGGGUCAUCAGUGUCACAAGAUUUCUCAGUGUCACCAGCGUCCCCAGAGUCCCCAUUGUCCCCAGAGUUCCCAGAGCUUCCGGGGUCCCCAGAGUCCCCAAUGUUUCCAGGAUCCACUCCACCCCCAUGGUCCCCAGUGUCCCCAUGGCCCCCACUGUCCCCAGGCAUCCCCUCCCUGCAGGACCUGGUGGCCCGGCUGUCCACAUACAGUGGAUCCCUGCUCCAGCGUCUCGAGAGCCACCUUCGGGCCACCAACUUCCCACUCCGUGGCAACCAGACAGUGCCAGGGGUGGCCCGCGCCAUCCUGGCUUACAUCCUGCGCCGGCACCCAGCCCUUGGGAGAAGACAGGGACCCACAGGGGAGAGUGGAAACCAGGAGCCGGUGCUGGAAUGGGCGGACAUGGAUGGGAUGGAGCUGACAGAGCCAUGGAGGGACGUGGAGAAAACAGUCAAAGCCGAGCCAGAGGAGCUGCGUCCAUCCCGGCCAGUCCUGGGUGACCUCAGUGUCACCAGCAUCACCCCCAGCUCUGUGCAGCUGCAGUGGAGUGUCCCCAAGGGCUCCUUUGACUCCUUCAUGCUGCAGUAUCGGGAUGCUGAGGGCCAGCCCCAGGCCCUGCCCAUCGCUGGCGGGUCUCGCUCAGUGACGGUGCCAGGCCUGUCCCCAUCCCACCGGUACCGCUUCCACCUCUAUGGGCUGCGGGGUAAAAAGAAGAUUGACCAUGUCUCCACUGAGGCUGUGACAGGCACAGAGGAGCCAGAGGAGUUGCCCCUGCCCUCAGAGGAACAAAAACAUGAGAAACUCCAAAUUGAGACACCCCCGUCUGAUGCCCCCCCAGUGAAGGCAGUGAUGGGGGAGCUGAGGGUAUCCAGUGUCACUCCCAGCUCCAUGGAGCUGCAGUGGAGUGUCCCUGAGGGCUCCUUUGACUCCUUCAUGCUGCAGUACCGGGAUGCUGAGGGCCAGCCACAGGCCCUGCCCAUUGAUGGAGGGUCCCGAUCAGUGACGGUGCCGGGGCUGUCCCCGUCUCGCCGGUACCGCUUCCAUCUGUAUGGGCUGCAGGGUAGGAAGAAGACAGACCGUGUCUCUAUCGACAUUAUCACAGCAGCAGAAGAGCCAGAGGAACUGCCCCAGCCCACAGAGGAACCACAGGAUGAGAAUCCCCAAACUGAGGCCCCACCAUCUGAGGCCACUCCAGCACAGGCAGUACUGGAUGAGCUGAGGGUCUCCAGCGUCAGCCCCAGCUCUGUGCAGCUGCAGUGGAGCGUCCCCAAGGGCUCCUUUGACUCCUUCAUGCUGCAGUAUCGGGAUGCUGAGGGCCAGCCCCAGGCCCUGCCCAUCGCUGGCGGGUCUCGCUCGGUGACGGUGCCAGGCCUGUCCCCAUCCCGCCGGUACCGCUUCCACCUCUAUGGGCUGCGUGGAGGCAAAAGGAUUGAUCGUGUCUCCACUGACACUGUCACAGCCAGUGAAGAACCCUUGCCCUCAGAGGAGCCCAAACAGGAGAAGCCAAAAGCUGAGUCCACCACAUCUGAUGCUCUCCCAGCUCCAGCAGUGCUCAGUGAGCUGACAGUCUCCAGUGUCACACCCAGCUCUGUGCAGCUGCAGUGGAGUGUCCCCGAGGGCCCCUUUGACUCCUUCAUGCUGCAGUACCGGGAUGCUGAGGGCCAGCCCCAGGCCCUGCCCAUUCAUGGGGAAUCUCGCUCAGUGACUGUGCCGGGGCUGUCCCCAUCCCACCGGUACCGCUUCCACCUCUAUGGGCUGAGGGGAAAGAAAAAGAUUGACCACGUCUCCACCGAGGCCAUGACGGCAGCAGAAGAGCCAGAGGAACUGCCCCAGCCCACAGAGGAACCACAGGAUGAGAAUCCCCAAACUGAGGCCCCACCAUCUGAGGCCACUCCAGCACAGGCAGUACUGGAUGAGCUGAGGGUCUCCAGCGUCAGCCCCAGCUCUGUGCAGCUGCAGUGGAGUGUCCCCAAGGGCUCCUUUGACUCCUUCAUGCUGCAGUAUCGGGAUGCUGAGGGCCAGCCCCAGGCCCUGCCCAUCGCUGGCGGGUCUCGCUCGGUGACGGUGCCAGGCCUGUCCCCAUCCCGCCGGUACCGCUUCCACCUCUAUGGGCUGCGUGGAGGCAAAAGGAUUGAUCGUGUCUCCACUGACACUGUCACAGCCAGUGAAGAACCCUUGCCCUCGGAGACCAAACAGGAGAAGCCAAAAGCUGAGUCCACCACAUCUGAUGCCCUCCCAGCUCCAGCAGUGCUCAGUGACAUGACAGUCUCCAGUGUCACCCCCAGCUCUGUGCAGCUACAGUGGAGUGUCCCCGAGGGCCCCUUUGACUCCUUCAUGCUGCAGUAUCGGGAUGCUGAGGGCCAGCCCCAGGCCCUGCCCAUUCAUGGGGAAUCUCGCUCGGUGAUGGUGCCGGGGCUGUCCCCAUCCCACCGGUACCGCUUCCACCUCUAUGGGCUGAGGGGAAGGAAAAAAAUUGUCCACGUCUCCACUGAGGCCGUGACGGCUGCAGAAGAGCCAGAGGAACUGCCCCAGCCCACAGAGGAACCGCAGGAUGAGAAUCCCCAAACUGAGGCCCCACCAUCUGAGGCCACUCCAGCACAGGCAGUACUGGAUGAGCUGAGGGUCUCCAGCGUCAGCCCCAGCUCUGUGCAGCUGCAGUGGAGCGUCCCCAAGGGCUCCUUUGACUCCUUCAUGCUGCAGUAUCGGGAUGCUGAGGGCCAGCCCCAGGCCCUGCCCAUCGCUGGCGGGUCUCGCUCGGUGACGGUGCCAGGCCUGUCCCCAUCCCGCCGGUACCGCUUCCACCUCUAUGGGCUGCGUGGAGGCAAAAGGAUUGAUCGUGUCUCCACUGACACUGUCACAGCCAGUGAAGAACCCUUGCCCUCAGAGGAGCCCAAACAGGAGAAGCCAAAAGCUGAGUCCACCACAUCUGAUGCCCUCCCAGCUCCAGCAGUGCUCAGUGAGCUGACAGUCUCCAGUGUCACCCCCAGCUCUGUGCAGCUGCAGUGGAGUGUCCCCGAGGGCCCCUUUGACUCCUUCAUGCUGCAGUACCGGGAUGCCCAUGGCCAGCCCCAGGCCCUGCCCAUUCAUGGGGAAUCUCGCUCAGUGACGGUGCCGGGGCUGUCCCCAUCCCACCGGUACCGCUUCCACCUCUAUGGGCUGAGGGGAAAGAAAAAGAUUGACCACGUCUCCACGGAGGCCAUGACGGCCGCAGAAGAGCCAGAGGAACUGCCCCUGCCCACAGAGGAACCGCAGGAUGAGAAUCCCCAAACUGAGGCCCCACCAUCUGAGGCCACUCCAGCACAGGCAGUACUGGAUGAGCUGAGGGUCUCCAGCGUCGCUCCCAGCUCUGUGCAGCUGCAGUGGAGCGUCCCCAAGGGCUCCUUUGACUCCUUCAUGCUGCAGUACCGGGAUGCUGAGGGCCAGCCCCAGGCCCUGCCCAUCGCUGGCGGGUCUCGCUCGGUGACGGUGCCAGGCCUGUCCCCAUCCCGCCGGUACCGCUUCCACCUCUAUGGGCUGCGUGGAGGCAAAAGGAUUGAUCGUGUCUCCACUGACACUGUCACAGCCGCAGAGAAGCCAGAAGAACUACCCCUGCCUACAGAGGAACCACAGCAGCAUGAGAAACCCCAAACUGACGCUGCCUCUGCUGAGGCACUCCCAGCACGAGCAGUUCUGGGAGACCUGAUGGUCUCCAGUGUCACACCCAACUCUGUGCAGCUGCAGUGGAGUGUCCCCGAGGGCCCCUUUGACUCCUUCAUGCUGCAGUACCGGGAUGCUGAGGGCCAGCCCCAGGCCCUGCCCAUCGCUGGGGAAUCUCGCUCACUGACGGUGCCAGGCCUGUCCCCAUCCCACCGGUACCGCUUCCACCUCUAUGGGCUGAGGGGAAAGAAAAAGAUUGACCACGUCUCCACCGAGGCCAUGACGGCAGCAGAAGAGCCAGAGGAACUGCCCCAGCCCACAGAGGAACCGCAGGAUGAGAAUCCCCAAACUGAGGCCCCACCAUCUGAGGCCACUCCAGCACAGGCAGUACUGGAUGAGCUGAGGGUCUCCAGCGUCAGCCCCAGCUCUGUGCAGCUGCAGUGGAGCGUCCCCAAGGGCUCCUUUGACUCCUUCAUGCUGCAGUACCGGGAUGCUGAGGGCCAGCCCCAGGCCCUGCCCAUCGCUGGCGGGUCUCGCUCGGUGACGGUGCCAGGCCUGUCCCCAUCCCGCCGGUACCGCUUCCACCUCUAUGGGCUGCGUGGAGGGAAAAGGAUUGAUCGUGUCUCCACUGACACUGUCACAGCCGCAGAGAAGCCAGAAGAACUACCCCUGCCUACAGAGGAACCACAGCAGCAUGAGAAACCCCAAACUGAGGCCCCCUCUGCUGAGGCACUCCCAGAACGUUCAGUGCUGGGGGACCUGAAGGUCUCGAGUGUCACCCCCAGCUCUGUGCAGCUGCAGUGGAGUGUCCCCGAGGGCCCCUUUGACUCCUUCAUGCUGCAGUACCGGGAUGCUGAGGGCCAGCCCCAGGCCCUGCCCAUUGAUGGCGGGUCUCGCUCAGUGACUGUGCCGGGGCUGUCCCCAUCCCACCGGUACCGCUUCCACCUCUAUGGGCUGAGGGGAAAGAAAAAGAUUGACCACGUCUCCACCGAGGCCAUGACGGCCGCAGAAGAGCCAGAGGAACUGCCCCAGCCCACAGAGGAACCACAGGAUGAGAAUCCCCAAACUGAAGCCCCACCAUCUGAGGCCACUCCAGCACAGGCAGUACUGGAUGAGCUGAGGGUCUCCAGCGUCAGCCCCAGCUCUGUGCAGCUGCAGUGGAGCGUCCCCAAGGGCUCCUUUGACUCCUUCAUGCUGCAGUACCGGGAUGCUGAGGGCCAGCCCCAGGCCCUGCCCAUCGCUGGCGGGUCUCGCUCGGUGACGGUGCCAGGCCUGUCCCCAUCCCGCCGGUACCGCUUCCACCUCUAUGGGCUGCGUGGAGGCAAAAGGAUUGAUCGUGUCUCCACUGACACUGUCACAGCCUCAGAGAAGCCGGAGAAACUACCCCUGCCUACAGAGGAACCACAGCAUGAGAAACCCAAAACUGAGGCACCCGCAACUGAGGCACUCCCAGCACGAGCAGUUCUCAGUGAGCUGACAGUCUCCAGUGUCACCCCCAGCUCUGUGCAGCUGCAGUGGAGCGUCCCCGAGGGUCCCUUUGACUCCUUCGUGCUGCAGUACCGGGAUGCCCAAGGCCAGCCCCAGGCCCUGCCCAUUCAUGGGGAAUCUCGCUCAGUGACGGUGCCGGGGCUGUCCCCAUCCCACCGGUACCGCUUCCACCUCUAUGGGCUGAGGGGAAGGAAAAAGAUUGACCACGUCUCCACGGAGGCCAUGACGGCAGCAGAAGAGCCAGAGGAACUGCCCCUGCCCACAGAGGAACCGCAGGAUGAGAAUCCCCAAACUGAGGCCCCACCAUCUGAGGCCACUCCAGCACAGGCAGUACUGGAUGAGCUGAGGGUCUCCAGCGUCAGCCCCAGCUCUGUGCAGCUGCAGUGGAGCGUCCCCAAGGGCUCCUUUGACUCCUUCAUGCUGCAGUACCGGGAUGCUGAGGGCCAGCCCCAGGCCCUGCCCAUCGCUGGCGGGUCUCGCUCGGUGACGGUGCCAGGCCUGUCCCCAUCCCGCCGGUACCGCUUCCACCUCUAUGGGCUGCGUGGAGGGAAAAGGAUUGAUCGUGUCUCCACUGACACUGUCACAGCAGCCACAGACAAGACAGAGGAGCCACCCUCACCCUCCGAGGAGCCCCAAACUGAAGUCCUGCCAACUGACGACAACCAGCCUGAGCAUACCCAAAAUGAGGUCCCCCUGGUGCGGGCAGUGCUGGGAGAGCUGAGAGUCGCCAGUGUCACCCCUGACUCUGUGCAGCUGCAGUGGAGCGUCCCCGAGGGCCCCUUUGACUCCUUCAUGCUGCAGUACCGGGAUGCUGAGGGCCAGCCCCAGGCCCUGCCCAUUGAUGGGGAAUCUCGCUCCGUGACUGUGCCGGGGCUGUCCCCAUCCCACCGGUACCGCUUCCACCUCUAUGGGCUGCGGGAUGGGAAGAGGACCGACCGUGUCUCCACUGACAUUAUCACAGCUGCAGCCAAGCCAGAGGAGCUGGCCCUGCCCUCAGAGGAGCCCAAGCCUGAGGUCAUCUCAUCUGAUGCCCCACCAGCUUGGGCAGAGCUGGGGGAGCUGAAGGUCUCCAGUGUCACACCCAACUCUGUGCAGCUGCAGUGGGCUGUCCCCAAGGGCCCCUUUGACUCCUUCAUGCUGCAGUAUCAGGAUGUCCAUGGCAAGCCUCAGGCCCUGCCCAUUGAUGGCAGGUCCCGUUCAGUGACAGUGCCAGGGCUGUCCCCAUCCCAUCAGUACCGCUUCCACCUCUACGGGUUGCAAGGUGGGAAAAGAGUUGACCAUGUGUCCACCGAUGUCGUCACAGAUGCAGCAGUGCCAGAGCAGAUGCCCAUACCCUCAGUGGAGCCCCAACUGGAAGAUCACAAACCUGAGCAGCCCCAAACCGAGGUCGACCAGGGACAGGAUGCCCUGGGGAAGUUGAGGGUCUCCAACGUCACACCCAACUCCGUACAGCUGCAGUGGAGCAUCUCUGAGGGCUCCUUUGACUCCUUUACACUGCAGUACAGGGAUGCCCUGGGCCAGCCCCAAGCCCUGGCUGUUGAUGGGGGGUCCCGCUCCGUGACAGUGCCUGGGCUGUCCCCAUCCCACUGGUAUCGCUUCCACCUCUAUGGAGUGCGGGGCAGGAAGAGGAUUGACCGCGUCUCCACCGAUGUUGUCACAGCUGACCCAGAGGAUCUGCCCCCACCCUCAAUGGACACCCCAACUGAGGCCGCUCCAUCUGAGGCCCCCUCGGCACGGGCAGUGCUGGGCGAGCUGAGGGUCUCCAGUGUCACCCCCAACUCUGUGCAGCUGCACUGGACUGUCCCAGAGGGCCACUUUGACUCCUUCAUGCUGCAGUACCGGGAUGCUGAGGGCCAGCCCCAGGCCCUGCCCAUCAAUGGCAGGUUGCGCUCGGUGACGGUGCCAGGGCUGUCCCCAUCCCACCGGUACCGCUUCCACCUCUACGGGCUGCGGGCCAGGAAGAAGAUUGACCACGUCUCCACUGAGAUUGUCAUAGCUGACAGGGAAGCUGCAACUGUGCUAGAGGAGCUUCCCCUGCCCUCAGAGGAACCCCAAGAUGAGAAACACCAAACUGAGGUCCCCACAUCUGCACCCACCCUGGCGCAGGCAGUGCUGAAGGAGCUGACAGUCUCCAGUGUCACCCCCAGCUCUGUGCAGCUGCAGUGGAGCGUCCCCAAGGGUCCCUUUGACUCCUUCAUGCUGCAGUACCGGGAUGCCCAAGGCCAGCCCCAGGCCCUGCCCAUCGCUGGUGGGUCCCGCUCGGUGACGGUGCCGGGGCUGUCCCCAUCCCACCGGUACCGCUUCCACCUCUAUGGGCUGAGGGGAAGGAAAAAGAUUGCCCAUGUUUCGACCGACAUUGUCACAGCCACAGCCAAGACAGAGGAGCUGCCCCUGCCCUCAGAGGAGCCCCAACCUGAGGACCCCAAAGGAAAAGACCCUCCAGCUGAGGCCACCCCAUCUGAGGUCCCCCUGGAACGGGCAGUGCUGAGUGAUCUGAGGGUUUCCAAUAUCACCCCUGACUCUGUGCAGCUGCAGUGGAGCGUCCCCAAGGGCUCCUUUGACUCCUUCAUGCUGCAGUAUCAGGAUGCUGAGGGCCAGCCCCAGGCCCUGCCCAUCGCUGGCGGGUCUCGCUCGGUGACGGUGCCAGGCCUGUCCCCAUCCCGCCGGUACCGCUUCCACCUCUAUGGGCUGCGUGGAGGGAAAAGGAUUGACCACGUCUCCACUGAGACCACCACUGGUGCCCCAGGGACCCUCUGGGUGGGCUCUGUGUGGCCCCGCAGUGCCUGGCUGCACUGGGACGCCCCGCACACCCCCCCUGAUGGCUAUGAGCUGAUGUAUGGCUCCCCCGGGGGACCCCAGCAGACCCUGUGGCUGCCUCCCGAGGCGACGUCGCGGCAGCUGUGGGGGCUGGAGCCGGCGAGACGCUAUGGGGUGCGGUUGUGGGGCCGAGGGGGAGACCCCCAAACAGCCCCCCUGGAGGCCACCUUUGACACUCCCCCCCUCCCGCACCCGCACCCCCGGGACUGCGCCGAGGAGCAGCUGAACGGGCCGGGACCCUCGCGGGAGACCCUCAUCUUCCUCCGGGGGGACCCGGCCCGGCCCCUCAGAGUCUUCUGUGACAUGGAGACGGACGGCGGCGGCUGGCUGGUGUUCCAGCGCCGCCAGGACGGGGGCACCGAUUUUUGGCGGGGGUGGGACUCGUACGCCCGCGGCUUCGGCAACGUCAGCGGCGAAUUCUGGCUCGGCAACGAGGCUCUGCACGAGCUGACGACCGCGACCCCGACGGAGCUGCGCGUUGACCUGCGGACUGCCCGCGACUCCGCCUUCGCUCUCUAUCGCGACUUCGCUGUCGGCAGCGCCCAGGAGCGAUAUCGGCUCCGAGUGGGAGCGUUCAGCGGCACCGCCGGGGACGCCCUCUCCUACCACUCGGGCAGCCCCUUCUCGACAAAGGACCGGGACUCCCGGGACCCCCGGGACCGCCGGGACCCCUCGGGGCGCCCCCGCCCCCCGCCCUGCGCCGUGGCCUACGGGGGAGCCUGGUGGUACCGAAACUGCCACUACGCCAACCUGAACGGGCGCUACGGGACCCCCCGAGACCACCAGGGCAUCCACUGGUUCCCCUGGAAAGGCUUCAACGUCUCCAUCCCCUUCACCGAGAUGAAGCUGCGGCCGCAGCGGGGCUGAGGGGGCUGGGUCCCCUGAGUGCUGGACCUAGGGGAUCCCAGAGUCUGAGGGGCCCCCUGGGUGCUGGGGGUCCCAGAUGGGACUUGGGAUAGCUCAAAGAUAAAACUUUUAUUGAGGGGUACUAAAAGCUGACGGUGAUUCCCCUGUCCUGUGGUGAACUGGGAACUGGGAAGGGAGAGAGCACAAAAUCAGGAUGAGGUCAUGGUCAUCCCCGGGGUGAGAAGGGGCAUGGCAGCUCCAAAUGGUCCUUGUGGUUCUGGUCCCAGUGUUGCUUGAAGUGCUGGACCCGAUCUCC
Poecile atricapillus (Black-capped chickadee) is the source of this 10898-nucleotide messenger RNA. RefSeq names its product tenascin-X-like. Gene Ontology annotation, molecular function: protein binding. Bases 185 to 10603 code for a protein of 3472 amino acids. The record is from RefSeq and is a predicted model, not a curated record. NCBI's taxonomy places the organism in Eukaryota, Metazoa, Chordata, Aves, Passeriformes, Paridae. The transcript has 34 exons.